AAUGUACAGGCAGCUAAGACAUUUUGGGUUGGAUACUCUUUUCUACCAUGAUAUUUAGAGGCAUCUAAGGGUGAGACUUUUACACGAAUGUGUGUUCCAUCAAUUGCACCUACACAAUCCUUAAAGUAUAGCCCGCAUGUUCUGCUCUUCUCGACCCCCUGCACCCGAGAGAGAAAAAAAAAAGAAGGAACCAAGCAAGCCGCCGGCCCCAGCCUUGAGAAACCGGUGAGAAAGCUUGGAUUUCUCCUCCUUUUCUUGUUCUUGAACCCAGAAAUUCUUUCCCCUUGCUGGAAAAGCCGGAUCUGCCUUGCUCUGCUUCUUCACCACCGGCUGCUCUUGCCUUGUGGGGGCGAAUUGGCUUGGUUUUUUGUUCCCGUGAGUUUCUCCCCUGCACUUGCCGCCAGCUUCUCCCCCCUGCUAGGCCCGGUUCUGCUAGCUGCAAAUUCUGGUUCUUGAUCGUUCUGUCAGUUAGCACUGAGAUUGAGUGCUCGAUUUUAUGGAGUGAAUUCUCAGUUUUAUGCAAGUGAGGUAAGUAAAUUUAUGGUAAUGCCCGUACUGUUUUUAAAAGCAUGUUUUGAUUUGUUUUUGAAGUGGUGGCGGGACUAAACCCGUUUUGCACGAGCAUGACUAAUUUGAAGUGAAAUGUUUUAUGCUUUUCAUUAAAUUGAGCAUGCCUAUUUGAAAGUUUAAAUGACUAUCCUGAUGAUUUGAAAGUGAUUGUGAAUCGUGAUUUUCCUGUUAACUUUUGCCUGUUUUGUCUCCGAUAUGGUCAUGUUACUCGUGUGCCCGCUAGUGGGAGGUUUAUAAACGCUAGCACAUGUCGACAUGUUAGUGAAAGAGCCGGUUCGUUCAACCCUGCUAGUGGGGGUUAUACACCAGCAAAUCGUGUGCCCGCCAGUGGGAGGUUUAUAAACACUGGCCGUGACCUAUAGAGGAGACGUCUAUUUCAUGCCCGUACUGUAUCUGUUUUCGUGACUGUACGUGUUGGCAUGCUUUAAGUUUGAUAAGGGGCACUCCAUAUUUACUUACUGAGUUUAUCUCAUAGUUUUUCCUUGUCCACCAUUUUAGGAUGUGAAACCGAGGACGGGGAAACCACGGGAAGUGAGGAGUUAGAAGGCUAGCCUUAUUGUAAUUGGAUAUAAAUUUUAGAAAUAAAUCAUGAUCUUGUAUUAGGAGAUUUUAUGAUAUCAGAGAGAUUUUAUAAUUUGAUUUUCAGAUU
Messenger RNA from Rubroshorea leprosula, 1219 nucleotides. NCBI's taxonomy places the organism in Eukaryota, Viridiplantae, Streptophyta, Magnoliopsida, Malvales, Dipterocarpaceae. The record is from the annotation of a GenBank genome assembly.